Messenger RNA from Amborella trichopoda, 1201 nucleotides. Its product is annotated as clavaminate synthase-like protein At3g21360. Gene Ontology annotation, molecular function: oxidoreductase activity. Lineage: Eukaryota; Viridiplantae; Streptophyta; Magnoliopsida; Amborellales; Amborellaceae. The record is from RefSeq and is a predicted model, not a curated record.
CCUGGUUAGGGAAAUACUUAUUCCUCUAUGCAUAUGAAAGAAUGGCCCUUUAAUCAGGUUAGCUAAAGUUCCUCAGCAGACAACAAUGGAGUUUGUAGAAGGAAAACUGAAAGAAGAGAAGUGGUUUGGUGAGACAGUCUUCCCUAGGACCCUCCUCCCCUUUCAUAGAUGUGAAGAUGGAGCCACAACGCUUUCUCCUUCAUUUCCCGAGCGCGAAGGGGGAGAAACGCGUUUGGCAGAAGCUGUAAGGGCAAAUCGUGUGUGGCUCGAUGAACAGUUGAGUCGUCACGGUGCUAUACUCUUUCGAGGGUUUGAUGUCCGUCGUGCCGAGGACUUUCAAAACGUGGUGGAGGCGUUUGGGUGGGAGGAGAUGGAUUAUGGGAUUGGCGACGCCACGCGAUCCAAGGUUAUCGAUCGUGUCUAUAGCGCCAACGAGGCUCCGCCCGAGGUGCUCAUCGAUUUCCACCAUGAGAUGUCAAAUAGAAAAGAAUUCCCUUCGAAGGUCAUCUUCUUUUGUAUGGAGCCCCCACGAGAAGGUGGUGAGACCUCAAUACUACCCAGCCACAUUAUUGUCGAGAAGAUGGAGGAGGCCAUGCCAGAAUUUGUCGAUAAAUUGGGAAAUGUGGGAGCUAUUAUGCGAUUGUGGAACCCAAAGGACUACACUACCAAGAAAAUGUUCAGGAGAACGUGGCCACAGAUACUACAAACUGAGGACAAGGCCGAAGCAGAAAAGCGGGCUCUGAUGAAACUAGGUUGCAACUCAGUUAAAUUUCUAGAGGAUGGGAGAGCUGAAUUUGAAUAUGGGCCCUUAAACCCAAUAAGAACUUUUCAUGGGGGGCGCAGGGCUUGGUUCCUCACCAUUGUAGGCUACAGUGGCAAGCCUGAAGACGACAUGGGUUUGAGCUUUGCGGAUGGGACUCCAUUUCCUAAUGAAGCCUUCAAAACCUACAAGAAGAUUAGGGAUGAGAACAACGUGAAUAUAAGAUGGGAAAAGGGUGAUAUCUUGCUUCUUGACAACCUUGCUGUUCAGCAUGCUCGGAGGCCCGGGAAGCCGCCUCGCAUCAUUUUAGCUUCACUGUGCAAGUGAAUUCUAGUUUCUCUCUCUUUGUAUGUGUGCGCGCGUGCUUUGUUUUUGCUUCAUUAUGCAAGUAAAUUUUACAAACUUCCAAUCAAUUUUAAAAUUUCGCGACUUCGUAACUCA